Ziziphus jujuba (common jujube) is the source of this 1773-nucleotide messenger RNA. RefSeq names its product glycosyltransferase BC10. Bases 329 to 1552 code for a protein of 407 amino acids. Gene Ontology annotation, cellular component: membrane. The record is from RefSeq and is a predicted model, not a curated record. The transcript has 2 exons. Lineage: Eukaryota; Viridiplantae; Streptophyta; Magnoliopsida; Rosales; Rhamnaceae. Gene Ontology annotation, molecular function: glycosyltransferase activity.
UGAAAGAAAAAGAAAAAAAAAAGAAAAAAAAAGACCCUUUUUUUUUUUGUACAAUAUUAUUCUUUCCUUAUUAAAUGUAUAUGCCAUGUGAGUUGCCCAAAAUCAUUUAAUACUUGCCGAAAAUCAUUUAAUACUUAAAAUAUUUAUGAAUUUUAGAAUCUUUUUCAGUAUAGAAGCACAAGCUUCUUGAAGCUCUAUCACAAUCUCUCUCCCUUACUAAUAUACUCUCAAAAACCCAAAUAUAAUUUCAGACCAAUCCAUUAUCUCUGUUUCUCUCCCCCUGUUUCUCUCUGUUUUCCUCUGUUUUCUCCUCUGUUUUCUCGCUGCAAUGAAGGCCAAGCAGAAGCAAGAAAAUCUUCCACCUUCAUAUCCCAAUACCUUGAAUAGUCCGGUUCAUCUCCAGAGACUAAUCUCUCAGUUUCUCAUCUUUGGGUUUGGUUUGGCAAUUGGAAUCACUCUCAGUUUCUAUCUUAAAGAAUUUUCAUUCCAUUUCCAAUUCCGGAAUCCUACACCUUUUCCAUCGAAACCAUUAACUCCUCCUCCUCCUCCUCCUCCUUCUUUUUCUUCACCAUCAAUACAAUCUUCUUUUUCAAACCAAACAGAAAUUCCCCAUCGAAUAGGAUUAAGCGAAUACUUGAAACCGCCUACGAAUGUCAUGCAUGAUAUGAACGAUGAAGAGCUUCUAUGGAGGGCUUCAAUGGCUCCAAAAGUAAAAGAAGUUCCUUUCAAACGGAUACCAAAGAUUGCUUUCAUGUUCUUGACAAGAGGCUCUGUGGCUAUGGCUCCUCUUUGGGAGAUGUUCUUUAAAGGGCAUGAAGGACUUUACUCUAUUUAUGUGCAUUCCAAUCCUUCUUUCAAUGAAACAGUUCCUGAAAGUUCUGUUUUCCAUGGCAGAAGGAUCCCUAGUAAGGAUGUGAGGUGGGGGCAACCAAACAUGAUGGAAGCAGAGAGAAGACUAUUAGCCAAUGCUCUGCUUGACUUCUCUAACCAACGUUUUGUUCUUCUCUCCGAAUCCUGCAUUCCCUUAUUCAAUUUCUCCACUAUAUACAACUAUCUCAUUGGCUCAAGCAAAAGUUUUGUGGAGGCCUACGACUUACAAGGGCCUGUAGGUCGAGGCCGUUACACCCCCCGAAUGAGGCCUCAUAUAAAGCUCGAUCAGUGGCGAAAGGGAUCACAAUGGUUCGAGAUGGACCGUGACCUCGCCUUGGAGGUGGUGGCCGACCGGAAAUAUUUUCCACUGUUUGGGAGUUACUGUAAGCCCUCAUGCUAUUCAGAUGAACAUUAUUUGCCCACAUUUGUGAGCAUGAAAUUUGGGUGGAAAAAUUCAAAUAGGAGUUUGACUUGGGUUGACUGGUCAAAGGGUGGAGCUCAUCCAGCCAGGUUUAUGAGAAAUGAUGUGACAAUUGAAUUUUUGGAGAGGCUGAGGCAUGGAACCAAAUGUGAGUACAAUGGAAUAAGUACCAAUAUUUGCCAUUUAUUUGCAAGGAAAUUCUUGCCCAAUGCUCUGGACAGAUUAUUGAGGUUUGCUCCAAAAAUUAUGCAAUUCAAUUGAAUUCCAUAUAAUAGGUGGUAUGAAUUGGUAGUAGGUUUUUGUUUUACCAUUCAUUUAUUUUGUACACUAAAUUUAUUGCCAAAAAAAAAAAAAAAGUUUGCCUUCUUGUUGUUCAUUUAUAACUAAAUUUUAUUUUUACACAAAGUUUUACAUGUUAAUUGGUUCAUUAUUGUAUUCCAUUCGUAAUUUAUAGAAAUCAAAAAGUAACUUCUUUUUUUUUU